Molecule: messenger RNA, 2124 nt
Organism: Parastagonospora nodorum SN15
Lineage: Eukaryota; Fungi; Ascomycota; Dothideomycetes; Pleosporales; Phaeosphaeriaceae
Exons: 2
Coding region: 1-2124 (707 amino acids)
Molecular function (GO): protein binding
Source: RefSeq, a predicted model, not a curated record
AUGGCAAACCACCCUGACCGCCCCGGCGGCCUCGAGCGCUCGCACUCCUUCGAGCCUCCCCGCUACAACAGCGACGUUGCGACCCUGGCCAGCUCCAGCAUGAACAGCCUGUCGCUCGCCGACCUCCCCAGCCCGCGCGCGGGAGAAGUGCCUCCCGCGCUGUCUCCGCUCGACGCGCUCGCGCUCCAGGGACGACUGCUCGCGAAGCGCUUCGAGCAGGCCGACAAGACCGGCCGCCGUCUCAGUCGACUGGCGCCGCUCACCAUCCAGAACGAGUUCGGGAACCGUCCCGGCUACUUUUCCAGCCUGUCCUCUGGCGUCAACUCUCCCGAAGAUGCAGGCGCCCCCAACGCCCAGCACGCGGAGCCCUCACCGCAGUUUACCGUGCCGGACAAGCACAAGUCCUUCUAUCCCCAGUUUGGCGGCGACGAGCCCUACUAUGGCCAGAACCUGCUUGCGCGCAACCCCAUGGGCACCAUCGAAGAGACCAGCCCCAUGUCGUCACCGCACCAGCCACAGAGCUACUUCGACAUCCCCAGGUCGCGCUCCCCAGAUGCAGCCGAGCCUCGCAUCGGCGGUCUGCGCGAAGCCACGCCCAUCACGCCGAGCGCGCCUGCACCGACAUCGCAGCUCUACCUGAGCCCGCAGAGGCAGCCGUCCACAGGCUCGCUGUCGAGGUCACAGCCGCGAGGCAACCUGCUGCCUCCCCGCUCCUCGAGCUCUGUCCACUCUCAGCGCUCGCCGCGCAUGUCACCAAGCAUCCGAUCUGUUACCGGCGACAAUGGCUCCGACGUCGAGGACAUGUCACUGAGUGGCUCCUAUGACUCUAUCAAACAACAUCGCAACCUGUCGCCCGCCUCAAGCCUGUCCCGCACUCACUCGCCGUUCACGCCUGCAACAGGUGCGACAAUUCCGCGUUCGCCCUCGGUCUCUUCCGACGUCUCUGCCAGCAGUCACCUUCCGCGUCCUUCUUACAACUUCUCGCGACCAAUCAGCAGACAGAGCACACGACCAUCUAUCGAUGUGCCGUCACGACAGCUUUCUGAGGACAGUGUCUACACGAGGCCAUCAUAUGACAGCCAGUCCAUUCGUCAGGACAUAACUUCCAGCCCAAACACCAGCUAUGCUAACGAGACUGUACAUACCCCCGUCAGCAUGGCCAGUGAAGACUUCCGUCGCUCUGGCGACUUCACCAACAACCCCGCGCCGUCUUACACAUACACCAAGUUCAACCUGCCGCGAGGGCGGCCAGUGGACCGACGAUCUGUAGGUAUUGAAGACUUCUUUAAGAGUCAGAUUACCUGGGACCAGCCCAGCUCAGGCCAGGAGCGACCUCCAUCUCCGGAAUCCCCACCCCGCUCCUUCGAGUCGUCCCGGAUACGACAGGACUUCGCGGCUGCCCGCGAUGCCUCGAUUGACCACGGUGCCCCAUCGCUCACGUCUAGCAACAGUACCAUCCGUGGUCGACGAGCUGGUUCGGCAGACACUACUGCGCAGGAGCACUGCGAUAUCGGCCUCGAGCUCCACGAGGCUGGCGAACUGCUCAAGUCCACCUAUCAUCUUCGCCUGGGCCGGCCCGAGCAGGCCUUCCCGAGGCCAUGUUUUGAGGCCGUGCAGUGGCUCCGCCGCGCCGUCGACUCUGGUCAGCUAGAAGUUGCCGAGGACGAGGACACCUCAAAGCCAGCAGAUCAACUGAAGAAGAAACAGCACCGAGCACAGUACGCCGUUGCCAUCUACGAGCUUGGCAAAUGCUAUAUGAACGGCUGGGGUGCCGCCCAAGACAAGUCACUUGCUCUUCGCUGCUACGAGAUUGCCGGUAACUGGGGCGAUGCUGAUGCCUUGGUCGAAGCCGGCUACUGCUACGCGGAAGCCGUUGGCACCAAGAAGGACAUGAAGAAGGCUGCAAAGUUCUACCGUGCUGCCGAAGCCAAAGGUGUGAGCAUGGUCGGCAACAGCUGGAUCCACAAAGAAAAGUACAUGGACGAUGGCUCUGCAGUCGACUCACGCUCUGUCCGCUCUGGACGAUCCGCCAAGAAGGACAACGCGAAGGACAAGGCUCGUGACAAGAGUCGCACGCGCACCAUCUUCGGCCGCAAGAAGAGCCACACCGCGACCUCGACCUAG